UGCUCAAUCUUUCGCUCUACAAUCAAGUAGAUUGGUGGCGAUGACGCGCCUCUGAGCGGUUUACCAACCGCCAUAAAAACACCAAAGAAGAAGAGUAUUUUCCAAAUUUCCGACAGACCCAGAAGGCAACGGGCAGAGCUCGUGCUGACUGCUCCUGUCAGCUGGUUCAGUUGAUAGCUGCGUCCGUGAGAGCGUGACCUGUCCAACAAGACCCCGGCUCGGUACAGUCAUAACGAUUUAAACGGUCACUUUAUUCGUGUUUUUAAAGAAUACACGUCGCUGUCUAGAAACGUCCGGGGUUCAUCUCUGAACGCCUCUCUGGGAAGAUGCACGCGCUAGCCCGCAGACGUUAGCCGGUGAGCUAGCAUCCACCGCUUCGGGAAAGUAGCCAAGUCCGCGUUCUGUAACCCAGCUCAACAUGGAGGAAAUUAAGAAGCAGCUCCGCUAUCUUCAGGAUCCCCACCUUGUUGCUCGCUUUCAGGGCAUCUGCGGGGUACGGGGCACGUUUACGAGCAGCGUGUCUGCCGGCAGUCGGAGCUCCGGCAGCAGGGCAGCGGACCGCGCUCACUCCUGCAACAACGGGGCUUGCCAUCGCUUCAGCGGGGAGACGGAGAGUGGACAUUCGCCUGCUAUGGGAGCCGGGGAAGGGGAGAAUAUACAGACAGCCCCGGGGGUUAGGAGGAAGAAAGCGGAUCUGAAAGUGAUGAAGACUCUCGGGCGUGAAAGCGAGAAUCCUUCCCAAAACGGGACAACGGUGUCCGCGGCGACUGCAGGGGGAGAAACGGUCGGUUUGGACGGAACCGUCGGCGUGGAUCCAGCCACAGCUCGGGGCUGUCACGGGGUAGCCGGGUCGGGGUCGUCUGAUUCAGAGGGACGGGGAGCGGAGGACAGCAGCAGAGCCCGGGGCAGCACGGUGAAACCUAUCCGCAAAAACUCCCUGACAGGCGAAUCUGGACAGGAGUUCGUGAUCGAGAACCGGUUCUUAUUCUACUUGUUCACUUUCGGAACCGAGUUGGGUAACGAGUUUUUCUACAUCACCUUCUUCCCCUUCAUCAUGUGGAACCUGGACGCGUGGGUGAGCAGGCGGCUGAUCAUGGUGUGGGUCUGGGUCAUGUACCUGGGACAGUGCACCAAGGACGUGAUCGGCUGGUCCCGGCCCGCUUCUCCACCUGUUGUCAAAGUGGAGAUGUUUUACAACUCAGAGUAUAGCAUGCCGUCCACACACGCCAUGUCAGGGACGGCCAUCCCCUUCUCCCUGUUCCUGCUGACCUACGGCCGCUGGGAGUACCCCUACAUCCUGGGCUUCAGCUUGGCUCUCUGCUGGUGUGUGCUGGUGUGUUCCAGCCGGAUCUACAUGGGAAUGCAUUCAGUUCUGGACGUCAUCGCCGGCGUCCUCUACAGCGUCCUCAUCCUCAUCUUCUUCCUGCCCGUCCUGGACCUGAUUGACGGCUUCAACCUGACUUGCCGCUACGCUCCGCUCAUCAUCAUAUCCCUCCACGCGGGCCUGGGCCUCUUCUCCUUCACGCUGGACACCUGGAGUACUUCACGGGGCGACACUGCUCAGAUCCUGGGCACCGGAGCCGGCGUGGCCCUGGCGUCCCACGUCAACCACCUCUUGGGGCUGAUGCCGGAUAUGACGCCAGACCAGCUGCCCCUGACUCUGCCUGCCUUCAGCGCCAGCCUGGUGGGCACAGCCAUGCUGCGGCAGAUCCUGGGGGUUCUGGUUCUGGUGGCCACGCGGGCCCUUAUGAAGGCCCUUACCAUCCCGCUGGUGUGCCGGGUGUUCGGGGUGCCCGGCGGGGACGUGAGGAAGGCUCGGCAGCACAUGGAGGUGGAGCUGCCCUACCGCUACAUUGUUUACGGGACAGUGGGCUUCAACGUCCUCUUCCUGGUCCCACUGCUCUUUGUCUUCCUGCAGCUCUCAUGACUGGAUUCUGGACCAGUACCAGAGGCGUCCAGAGGUAGUUGAGAAGAGGACUGGAGAAGGACGCAGACUUUGUCCUUCUCCUGUUGGCUCAGGUUAGCUUUGAGCUCUGAUUCACAAGUGCUCUGCGUUUUGUUUUUAAAGGCCUCGACUUCUCAGGUCAACCUGUGGAAAGAGAUCUUCUUCUGUGGUUCCUUACAUUUGUUUUUAUAGACGGCCUACUUACACAUCCACUCCUACCACAUUCAUCUAUUUACGUUCUCAGAAGGACUGAAAAUUAAACCUGUUGGCAACUGAAAGACUUCAUUGAUGGUUAUGUAAAUGUUAGAAUUUACAUUUUUAUUAAUGCUGUCAUGAAGAACGUGGACCUGAAGGCUUGUAGCACACAGCAGCAUCAGCUUUAAACCAGCACAGAUGUCUCAUUUCAUCAGUCACACUUAAAUAAAACAGAGAUGCUCUCCGGUGAGGUGGAGCCGCUCCAGGCGAUGAUUGCUGAUCUUCUCCUAGUCUUAGUCAAGUCUCCCGUUCCUUUAAAUCAGCCGUCACAGGAAGCAGGAAUAUCCCCAAGAUCUGAAAUCGGUCCUGGAACGUCAUCCUGAUGCAGGGGAGUUGAUUCUUAACCCCAACCUGAAGCGUCCAGACACAAACGCGUCAAAAGAUGCAGAAUUUUGUUUCAUGCUGCACUGAAAUCCAGAAAAAUGGAAUUAGGUUUGAAUGCACAUGCACGUCCCACCAGUUCAGACCCUGAUCUCCGCCACCGUGACCCGUUUCCACCAGCAGGUCCGACUGAAGUUACGAUUCUUUCCACCAAUUAGAGGGCGCAGCAUGUCAGGCUCCACCCUUCAGAGUCGAAUCAGAAAGGUUGGGACCCUAACGGAAGGGUCUCGGAACAGGACGGCUCUGAUCGGAUCUUCUGGAAACGGAAAAAUACGUACUGAUCCAGACCCGUUGGUGGAAACGGGUUCAUACCGGACCAGAUGGAAGGAGGGGUCACGCUUGUUGGGAAAUGUACAGGGUUCAUGAUGAAGAAAGGAAACCAGAUGUUUGUAUCACUGAGCUGAGACCGGAUCUUUGUGGGAGUUUUCCAGCAUAUUUUCCUUCUCAGGUUUAAUAUAAAACUAAAUAUAUGUAGAAAAAAUGGGAGCAGUUUGAGUUCCGUCAGUUGUAGCAUGAAGAAAAUAUCUAGAAAGGCAAUAAAAUGUUCCCAAUCUCCUCCUGCGUCCAGCUGGCCGUCGGCUAAACACCGAAUGAUUACUUCUCUGCUUGUUUGGGAACAUCGGGAUUCUUGGAUCCUGCUCCAGGGCUGAAUCCUACAAGUUUUACACAACAGUUUUUAUGGAUAGAACUGGUUAAAGAAGAGUUGACUGUUUUCACCGAAGUGCUGUAGACGAGAAACAUCAGUGGACCGGUCCUCCAGGCCCGUUAUGAUCCAGAUGGGUUGGUUCACUUUGAUCCUGUAAAAACUCUUAAAAGUCCUUAAGUCUGCGUUCACACUGCAGGAACGUUGGCUCCAAGUCUUUUUUCCUCAUGUGCAUCGACUCUUUAUGCCCGUCUGAGCAGCACAAACCGGAUGUUGAUUCCAUGAGAUCCACAUCUGAAGCGGCACAAAGGACUUUAAGUUUUUCCUUCACUGCAGAUCAUAAAACCUGAACCAUGACCAGAGCUGCUGCUGAGACCGAAACCAGCCUGCCGAUACAUCACCGCUAUGUCUGAUCCGUUCACAGGGAGCCUGUGUUCCAUGUCAUGGUCUGAAACCGCGGUUUGACAAACCUGAGCCUGUUAGUUGUUAACGGCACAACCGAAGAUCCAGCCCAACCAGGGUCCAGCCCAACCAGGGUCCAGCCCAACCGAAGAUCCAGCCCAACCAGGGUCCAGCCCAACCAGGGUCCAGCCCAACCGAAGAUCCAGCCCAACCAGGGUCCAGCCCAACCGAAGAUCCAGCCCAACCAGGGUCCAGCCCAACCGAAGAUCCAGCCCAACCAGGGUCCAGCCCAACCGAAGAUCCAGCCCAACCAGGGUCCAGCCCAUGAGGACUGAUGAGUGACGUGGCCUCUGAAACAGACUGCCUGACCUGAAUCUGGGACCAGAUAUUCGCCGGCUUCUGUAGCAAUGACAUGAGGUGAAAGUUGGGUUCAGUUUGUUCCAGCUGGGAAGGAGAGCGGAUCAGACUGGGAUUACUGGGAAUGCUAUGUACUGCAGCUACUGGACCUUCUGCUGAUGCCUUCCAAAGCCACGUUUCAGUCCUGAUCUGGUAGCAAAAGAAAAGAUGUCUCUCUGCUGCCUGGAGAACCUCUGGAAGGAGGCGCCUUGUUGAUGGAGAGAUUUCCAGGUUUUCCAGGCUGAUGUCCGGCGUGUGAAGUCUUUAAUGCUGCUGGAGUUGCAGGUGGUACUGUUCUACGAUGAAUGCACUGUUCCCCCUCCGAGCCGGACACAGAGGGUCCUAAAUGUUCACCUGAGCUCAUAAAAUGUAGAAUUCAGGUUUUACUUCUGCCUGCAGGCAGAGGACAGUUUUAGAAACUGGUUGCACAUCAUUUCUCCUUAGACUGGUUGUUCUGUUGUGUCCUGAUUAUUUCUACAUUUAUACUUGUAUAUAUGAACAGAAUGGAUAUAUAUUCUUCAUAAAUAUAUCAUUUAUAAGUACCUCCCCUGGCAUCCGGUUUGAACCGGUUCAGUUUUUCUUUUACAGGAUCAGAAAAGCAGAUUAAGAUUUAUUAAUGAACUGAUUUUACUCUCCGAUGAAAACCAGUCUGACUGGACUGUUGGUGGAUUUCUCUUUCUGAUCCACCUGUUUGGCUUUUAUUGCUGCUCAUGAAAUCUGACCUCAGUUUUUAUUCAAAAAUAAAGGUUUCAGACGGCCGGGUUUUGUAAUCCUAGUAAACUGAGUGGGUUCGGAUUGUUAAAACUGAAGCAAACUGUACAUCCUCCUUCCUGAGCAGCUCUUCCCAGACUUCCUUCCUGCUCCGGAUUGGCUGCUUUCAUGCUCCCUCUGAACGUGGGCAGAGACACUUCCUGGUUAAAAUAAAGAUCCUCCACUGUCUCCUUCAUCACUGAGUUCUCCUGUCCCAAAACAUGGCUGAAGAAAAGCUGAAUUCCUCCUGAACAUCAGGCCAAGACUUCAACCUUUUUAUGUGUUUCACUGUAUUUUUGAUACAAACUUUUUACAGGAUUUUCCAGUAAAAUCUGAAAGUUUUUAUUUCUGCUUGUUUCAAAUGAACUAAAUAAAAUAAGAUCAACUCUUA
Molecule: messenger RNA, 5163 nt
Organism: Melanotaenia boesemani (Boeseman's rainbowfish)
Lineage: Eukaryota; Metazoa; Chordata; Actinopteri; Atheriniformes; Melanotaeniidae
Gene: sgpp1b
Product: sphingosine-1-phosphate phosphatase 1b
Exons: 3
Coding region: 419-1927 (502 amino acids)
Biological process (GO): phospholipid dephosphorylation; sphingosine metabolic process
Cellular component (GO): endoplasmic reticulum membrane
Molecular function (GO): sphingosine-1-phosphate phosphatase activity
Source: RefSeq, a predicted model, not a curated record